Molecule: messenger RNA, 3243 nt
Organism: Acipenser ruthenus (sterlet)
Lineage: Eukaryota; Metazoa; Chordata; Actinopteri; Acipenseriformes; Acipenseridae
Exons: 3
Coding region: 1717-3243 (508 amino acids)
Source: RefSeq, a predicted model, not a curated record
GUUAAGUCCUGUUGUCCCAUUGAGUGGACAUCCUGGGCUUUUCAAUGAUAUCACAUGUGUGCGGAUGGGACCUUGUCAAAAUUCACUCCCUGCUUCUUCAAAAUGCCUGCCAUCACAACAAGCACAUUUUAUGGAAAGAAGAAAGGAAACAGGCAGAGAGAUUGAACAGAAUCAUUGAGGAAGACUCAGACAUGGACUUGUCAGAUGAUGAGGAACCAGAGGCAGUCACUGAGGCAGAGGAGGAGGUUGACAGCUCAGAGGAUGAGGCAUCGGCUGAGGAAGAGCAAGACACAGUGCAAGAUGAAAUGCCCCGUCGUCCACUAUGGGCCAAAAGUGACAUGUAGGGUUUGGAGGGCUUUUGAUUCAGCAUUACUUAACCUACAUGGAUAAGGUUUAGGCAGCCUAUAAGAAAUUAUAUCUAUAAAAAGUUCAAAUCCAUUGUUUGUCCAAAACACAUAAAGGUUUCACAGAUGAGCUUGUGAUCAGGCUGAUAAGUGUAUGAAAGCUAGAGUUCAAACUCCUCUUGGGUGAGGAACUGAUUGCCCAGGCACAGUCAGGCGAAACAGAUGCCAUCGAGUCCAGUGACAUGGAGUCCAGUGAUGAUGAAAAUGCUCCUCCAAGCAAAAGGAGGAGGACCCAGACCCAGCCAGAUGAGGGAGUGAGGAAGUACGGUGCAGUCCAUUUGCCAAGGAUGAUCGACGCAACCCAUGCAUCCAGAUGCAGACGAGCAGGAUGUAAAAGCAAGACCUAUAUGAAAUGCAUCAAGUGCAAUAUGUCAAAGGAAAGCUCUCAAGAAAAGAAAAAAAACAGUCAAAUGAAAAACUCAUUGGUUCAGUUGGGAAAAAAAGUCAAGAAGUUCAUAUUCUUGAACAAUGCAGAACCCUGCAAGUUUGAGUUCAUUUAAUUGUGGGUUUUAAAUGGGUUUAAAAUGAAUAUUUUCCUUUUCUGGCUUAGUAGUAAAAAAAAAAUCAUAUUGCUACGAAACGAGUCCUAAUGUCCACUACAGUGCACAUACAAAGAAAUGAAAAUAUGGUUUGCAAUUUUUUUCUUUGCAACAUGUUUUUUUCACCCCAAACACUUAUGUGAUGUAAAAAAAAUGAAAGUUUUAAAACCAUUUUUUUGCUGGGUCUCAGGAGGAUAUUACCAGUCCCGAAACACAGUCACUGCCCCACGCACAGCGCGUGCUGAACCGCCCCGCCCCACGUAUGAUCCCUCCAUGUGUAUGAUGCGUUUCAAUCAGGGAUUAUAGAGUGUAUUUUCUUAUCUAAAUCCAGACACAUUUUCUUCGUAAACAAUUGCAGCAGUUUAAUUCCAGUAAAACCUGGAAGCUAAAAAGAGCAUUAUUCUUUAUAGUACUUUUAAUGUUCAUUUUAUCUGUAAAAUUUGCCUUAGCACUUAACAAACAAGACCUUCUGUGUUUUAAUAGUGUUGUGGUUAUUAUGAUAAGGAAAUACCAUCAUUUAAUAUUUGAAUAUUUAAAUUAGUCACGGGAAAUACUAUGGAAGAAACCAUUUUACUUCCUCAUAGCUCUCAGAUGAACCCUUCCUCCCCCAGGUAUUGAGCAGCACCACUGUGACUCUGAUCCAAGCUGCGAUCCUAAAUCAGUGCAUAUGAACACCAUGUGUCAAGGGGUGCAAUAAUCGAUCUCCAGACAAUGGUUUCUCUCCAAAAACAGUCCAUGUUUAAUAAUUUAAUACACAAAACAAAAGUAAAUAAAUGCUGAACGCAGUAGGGAUUCAAGGAAAUGCAUGCACAUGGAUUAGGGAGUGGUUAACAUGUAGAAAACAGAAAGUACUAAUUAGAGGAGAAACCUCAAAAUGGAGCGAGGUAACCAGUGGUGUACCACAGGGAUCAGUAUUAGGUCCUCUGCUAUUUCUAAUCUACAUUAAUGAUUUAGAUUCUGGUAUAGUAAGCAAACUUGUUAAAUUUGCAGACGACACAAAAAUAGGAGGAGUGGCAAACACUGUUGCAGCAGCAAAGGUCAUUCAAAAUGAUCUAGACAGCAUUCAGAACUGGGCAGACACAUGGCAAAUGACAUUUAAUAGAGAAAAGUGUAAAGUAUUGCAUGUGGGCAAUAAAAAUGUGCAUUAUAAAUAUCAUAUGGGAGAUAGUGAAAUUGAAGAAGGGAACUAUGAAAAAGACCUAGGAGUUUAUGUUGACUCAGAAAUGUCUUCAUCUAGACAAUGUAGGGAAGCUAUAAAAAAGGCCAACAAGAUGCUCGGAUAUAUUGUGAGAAGUGUUGAAUUUAAAUCAAGGGAAGUAAUGUUAAAACUCUACAAUGCAUUAGUAAGACCUCACCUUGAAUAUUGUGUUCAGUUCUGGUCACCUCGUUACAAAAAGGAUAUUGCUGCUCUAGAAAGAGUGCAAAGAAGAGCAACCAGAAUUAUCCCGGAUUUAAAAGGCAUGUCGUAUGCAGACAGGCUAAAAGAAUUGAAUCUAUUCGGUCUUGAACAUAGAAGACUACGCGGUGAUCUGAUUCAAACAUUCAAAAUCCUAAAAGAUAUAGACAAUGUCGACCCAGGGGACUUUUUCGACCUGAAAAAAGAAACAAGGACCAGGGGUCACAAAUGGAGAUUAGAUAAAGGAGCAUUCAGAACAGAAAAUAGGAGGCACUUUUUUACACAGAGAAUUGUGAGGGCCUGGAACCAACUCCCCAGUAAUGUUGUUGAGUGCAGUACAGAGCUGCUCUCUCUGGAAGGACAGGAAUGCAGUACAAAGCUGCUCUCUCUGGAAGGACAGGAGUGCAGUACAGAGCUGCUCUCUCUGGAAGGACAGGAGUGCAGUACAGAGCUGCUCUCUCUGGAAGGACAGGAGUGCAGUACAGAGCUGCUCUCUCUGGAAGGACAGGAGUGCAGUACAAAGCUGCUCUCUCUGGAAGGACAGGAGUGCAGUACAGAGCUGCUCUCUCUGGAAGGACAGGAGUGCAGUACAGAGCUGCUCUCUCUGGAAGGACAGGAGUGCAGUACAGAGCUGCUUUCUCUGGAAGGACAGGAGUGCAGUACAGAGCUGCUCUCUCUGGAAGGACAGGAGUGCAGUACAGAGCUGCUCUCUCUGGAAGGACAGGAGUGCAGUACAGAGCUGCUCUCUCUGGAAGGACAGGAGUGCAGUACAGAGCUGCUCUCUCUGGAAGGACAGGAGUGCAGUACAGAGCUGCUCUCUCUGAUGGGACAGGAGUGCAGUACAGAGCUGCUCUCUCUGGAAGGAUAUGGAAUUCAUACCCAGUACUGGGGAACCACACUUUAG